UUAAAUAAAUAAUAACUCUCUUCGACCCAACAGAUCCAUCUUCGUUACCAUUUGUUCCUCAGCAUCAGCUUCUUCUGCUUUCAUUAUCUACUGAGAGUGAAGUGUAAUGGACCUUCUCUUGUCGGAGAAACCUCUAAUUGCCGUCUUCUUGGCGGUGGUUCUCGCCACAAUGAUCUCGAAGCUCCGCGGCAAGAAACUGAAGCUACCUCCUGGUCCUAUACCGGUUCCGGUCUUCGGAAACUGGCUCCAAGUCGGAGAUGAUCUAAACCACCGUAACCUCGUAGACUACGCUAAGAAGUUCGGAGACCUUUUCCACUUACGGAUGGGUCAACGAGACCUAGUUGUUAUCUCUUCACCGGAUCUAGCCAAGGAAGUGCUCCAAACACAAGGUGUAGAGUUUGGAUCCAGAUACAGAAACAUCGUCUACGACAUCUUCACUGGGAAAGGACAAGACAUGGUGUUCACUGUCUACGGUGAGCACUGGAGGAAGAUGCGACGUAUCAUGACGGUUCCCUUCUUCACCAACAAGGUGGUCCAGCAGAACCGGGAAGGAUGGGAGUUCGAAGCUGCGAGCGUUGUGGAGGAAGUGAAGAAGAACCCUGACGCGGCCACGAAAGGGAUCGUGGUGAGGAAGCGUUUGCAGUUGAUGAUGUACAACAACAUGUUCCGUGUUAUGUUCGGUAAAAGGUUCGAGAGUGAAGAUGAUCCUCUUCUCCUCCGGCUCAAGUUCUUGAACGGGGAGAGAAGCAGGUUGACUCAGAGCUUUGAGUAUAACUAUGGAGAUUUCAUUCCUAUCCUUAGGCCGUUCCUUAGAGGCUAUUUGAAGAUCUGCCAAGAUGUGAAAGAGAGAAGACUAGCGCUCUUCAAGAAGUACUUUGUAGACGAGAGGAAGGAGAUUGCGAGUGCUAAGCCUACGGGGAGCGUGAAAUACGCCAUUGAUCACAUCCUUGAAGCUGAAGAGAAGGGAGAAAUCAAUGCGGACAACGUUCUUUAUAUCGUCGAGAACAUCAACGUAGCUGCUAUUGAGACAACACUAUGGUCUAUUGAAUGGGGAAUUGCGGAGCUAGUGAACCAUCCUGAGAUUCAGAGCAAGCUAAGAAACGAAAUCGACACGGUUCUUGGACCAGGCGUGCAAGUCACAGAGCCUGGCCUUCACAAGCUUCCAUACCUCCAAGCCGUGCUCAAGGAGACACUUCGUCUAAGAAUGGGUGUACCACUCCUCGUACCACACAUGAACCUCAAGGACGCUAAGCUCGCUGGCUAUGACAUCCCAGCAGAAAGCAAAAUCUUGGUCAAUGCCUGGUGGCUAGCGAACAACCCUGAGAGCUGGAAGAAACCUGAAGAGUUUAGGCCGGAGAGGUUUCUUGAAGAAGAGGCGCAUGUGGAAGCAAACGGUAACGACUUCAGGUACUUGCCGUUUGGUGUUGGACGUAGAAGCUGUCCUGGGAUUGUACUAGCAUUGCCCAUUUUGGGAAUCACCAUUGGUAGAUUGGUACAGAACUUCGAGUUUUUCCUCCUCCGGGACAGUCUAAAGUGGAUACCACUGAGAUAGGUGGACAGUUCAGCUUGAAGAUCCUUAACCACUCCACAAUCGUUAUGAAACCAAGGGCCGUCUGAAAAUUGACCUUUUUGAAAUGAAUGGCAUUAUAACGAUGUUUGUAAAAUGUUUUGGAUAAGCCACAUUGUGUAAAAUCUUUAAAAGGGUUCGUUCCACAAUUUCAAGAAUAAAUGGUGCCGUUCAUUGUUUUGAAUGAAAUGUUA
This is a messenger RNA of Brassica oleracea var. oleracea, 1761 nucleotides long. RefSeq names its product trans-cinnamate 4-monooxygenase-like. Gene Ontology annotation, molecular function: iron ion binding; trans-cinnamate 4-monooxygenase activity; heme binding. Lineage: Eukaryota; Viridiplantae; Streptophyta; Magnoliopsida; Brassicales; Brassicaceae. The record is from RefSeq and is a predicted model, not a curated record. Gene Ontology annotation, biological process: lignin metabolic process. Bases 107 to 1552 code for a protein of 481 amino acids. The transcript has 3 exons.